GAGCAGCAGGACUUUUUUCUGUUCCGUUUUAUUUAGAGAUAGAGAGUCGUCACGUCAGGAAGGAAAACUGAAGCGCGGCACUACGAGCAGGAUCCUCCAUCAUGACAAAAGAGGACGAGAAGGUCAUUCCCGUCCGUGUUGCCCUGCGGUGCCGACCUCUCGUUGUCAAGGAGAUCAGUGAGGGAUGCCAGAACUGUCUCACUUUUGUGCCAGGAGAGCCGCAGGUUAUUGUUGGCAAUGAUAAGGCCUUCACAUAUGACUAUGUUUUUGAUCCUCUGACUGAGCAAGAGGAAGUCUUCAACACUGCAGUUUCACCUCUGCUGUCUGGAUUUUUCAAAGGUUACAAUGCCACUGUCCUGGCAUAUGGACAAACAGGCUCUGGUAAGACUUAUUCCAUGGGAGGCACCUACAGUUCAGCCCAGGAGGAUGAUCCUACUGUUGGAGUCAUCCCCAGAGUUAUUAAAAAGAUCUUCCAGGAAAAGUUUAAGAGGACAGACUGCGAGUUUUUGCUUGCUGUAUCUUACCUGGAGAUAUAUAACGAAGAUAUUCUUGACCUCUUAUGUGUAUCUAAAGACAAACCAGCUAUCAAUAUUCGUGAAGAUCCCAAAGAAGGCAUAAAGAUCAUCGGACUGACAGAGAAGGAGGUGUUAACUGCUCAGGAGAUGGUUGGCUGCCUGGAGCUCGGGAACUCUGCGCGCACAGUGGGCUCCACUGCCAUGAAUGCCGCAUCAUCCCGUUCUCACGCCAUCUUCACUGUCACACUUGAGCAGCGUCGCAGUAAUGACAAGAGUGACUCUGUAGUCUCAAAAUUGCACUUGGUGGAUCUUGCUGGCUCAGAGAGGCAAAAGAAAACAAAGGCAGAGGGUGACCGCUUGAAGGAAGGUAUCAGCAUCAAUCGAGGUUUGCUGUCACUAGGGAAUGUGAUCAGCGCACUGGGGGAGGAAAGCAAGAAGGGGACAUUUGUUCCAUACAGGGACUCUAAACUGACUCGCCUGCUCCAGGAUUCCUUAGGGGGCAACAGUCACACCCUCAUGAUUGCAUGUGUCAGCCCAGCUGACUCCAAUGUUGAAGAAACCAUUAACACACUGCGCUAUGCCGACCGUGCCCGCAAAAUCAAAAACAAACCAGUUGUGAAUGUGGACCCCCGCUCUGCUGAGUUAAAACACUUGAAACAACAGGUCCAGGAGCUUCAGGUGAUGUUGCUUCAUGCACGUGGUGGUGUGGCCCCUGUGCUGUCUGGAUUGGAGCCGGCAGGCAACGUGUCUGACAUCCUUGAGAAGAAUCGCUCCCUGCAGGAUGAGAACAGCAAGCUGAGCCGUGAACUGAGCGAGGCUGUAGGUCAGACAGCCCAGAUGUUUGAGAGGAUCAUCAUGACAGAGCAGGUUAAUAACAAGCUACAAAGCAAACUGGAGGAGCUGAAGCAGCAUGCAGCCUGUAAGGUUGACCUGCAGAGGUUGGUGGAAUCUUUGGAGGACCAGGAGCUCAAAGAGAAUGUGGAGGUGAUCCGUAAUCUGCAGCAAGUCAUUGUGCAGCUUCAGGAGGAGAGUGCAGGAAUAGCUGUCUCUAUAGAAGCCCUGACCUCUCAGGAAGACAGGGUCCUGGAGGGUGAAGCAGAGAAUAGCCCCACUGGUGAGGUAGAGGCUGGUAGUCCCAAAGAUUCGGAUGAAGCUGCAGAAAAAUGCUCAGCUGAGGCAUUUACAACCCAACAUGCCCUGCGCCAAGCUCAGAUGUCAAAGGAGCUGAUUGAACUAAACAAAGUCCUGGCCCUGAAGGAAGCCUUUGUCAGGAAAAUGUGCCAGAAUGACAGUCACUUGGAGCCCAUGCAAACUGAGCACCAGGAGAACAUGAAAGGCCUGCAAGCAGCUGUCAACUCCCUGCAAAAGGAGAAGGAGGAGCUCAUUUUGGCUCUUCACUCUGCAAAGAAGGACUCCAAUCAGGCCAAGCUCAGUGAGCAGCGCAGGAAGCGACUGCAGGAGCUGGAGGGCCAAAUCACAGACCUGAAGAAGAAGCUGAUGGAGCAGUCAAAGCUGUUGAAGCUCAAGGAGACGUCACUGCGCAAUGUUGCCAAGCUGAACCAGGAGAUUCAGGCCAUGAAAAUGCAGCGUGUACAGCUAAUGAGGCAGAUGAAGGAGGACUCUGAGAAGUUCCGACAGUGGAAGCAGAAGAAGGACAAGGAAGUGCUGCAGCUCAAAGAAAAGGACCGCAAGCGGCAGUAUGAGAUGCUGAAGCUAGAGAGGGACUUCCAGAAACAGGCCAGUGUCCUGCGCCGUAAAACCGAGGAGGCUGCAGCAGCCAACAAGCGCCUGAAGGAUGCUCUGCAGAAAAGGAGUGAAGCAGCAGAGAAGCGCAAGGAUGCCCAGAACCGUGGGAUGGAGGGGGCAGCUGGAAGAGUGAAGAGCUGGCUGCUGAAUGAGGUGGAGUUGCUGGUAAGCACAGAAGAGGCACGGCGCCACCUAAGCGACCUGUUGGAGGACAGAAAACUUCUUGCAGAGGAGAUAUCUCAGCUCAAGCAGAAGAUGGAGGCUGGCGAACAACCCACUGCCAAAGUUCGACGCCGUACAUUCACUAUUGCAGAGCUGGAAAGUCAGGGAGAGCUGGAGGCCUCUUUGGGAAAGCAAGUGGAGAACUUGCAGACAGAGAUGGACCUCAGGAGUGCCCAGAUUGCUGACCUGCAGCAGAAAGUUCUGGAUGCUGACAAUGAAGGGAGGGUCAAGCAGCGCUGGGACAACAUCACCACCAUCGUGGAGGCCAAGUGUGCCCUCAAGUUCCUCAUGUCAGAGCUUGUGGCAGCAAAGGUUGGGAAUGCCAAGUUGGAGAGUGAGUUGAAGCAGGAGAAGGCCAAUUACAUGGAUUUGCAGCGGGUGCUGUGUGAUGAGAGGAAACUGAUGUCCAUCAUGGACAUGGAGCACCAGAGCUGCUUGGUGGAGCUUGAGCAGAGACAUCAGGAGAAGGUCCUGUAUCUCCUGAGCCAGUUACAGAAUAAGCCUGUAGCUGCAGAGGGCAAAGAGGAGGAAAUGGAAAUGUCAAAGAGGGAGCGGGAGCUCCUUCAACGUUUGAAGUUCCAGGAGAAAGAGAUAGAAAAUAUGAGGGAGCUCAGUGAACAGAAUCAGAAGCUCAUGGAGGAGAAUGAACAGUACAAGCAGAAAUUAACAUUACUCCAGGUGGCAAGUGGAAAGAAAAUGACUAGCCUUUUGGCAGCGUCUAGCCAGUCGCCAGACUCUUCUUUUGAGUACAUUCCUCCGAAGCCCAAAGGUCGCCGCUUCACAACUGCAAGAGCAACACUUGCCACCACAAUUGACAUUGACGAAUUGGCGUCUUCCUCUUCAUCGGAAGAAGAUGAGGAUAUAGAUGAAUGGGUCCCUGAGAAGAAUGGAAGAGGUGGUCAGAGAAAUUCGCGAAAGAAAUAUAAAAUACUAGGGUGUGGCUGUAAGGGUCGCUGCAGCAACAAGUUGUGCCGCUGCCGCAAAGCCAAAAUGACCUGUGGAGAGAACUGCCAGUGUGACCAUGAGAAGUGCCGUAAUGUGGAAACUCCAGGGUCAUCCAGCGUGGAUACAACUGAGAUGGAUGAUGGGUCCAGGGACUUAGUCUUCACACCUCAAGAUCCUACUGCCGUAAGCCCUGGAGACUCCACCUUUUUCAAACCUCCCUGCGUCACUCCCACCAUGAAGGUGCUAAAAGAAAUUGGAGAUAUCAGCCAGCUCCCUUCAGAUCUGAAACUGGAGAGGAAGCCGUCUGCACUAGAGGAGGAUGAGGAGGAGCGGAGCACUACCAGCUUUCUCAAAAAGAAAAAGCGAGUUCUCACCAGUAGCCACAACAGUUUUUUCUCAGGCUGCACACCCAUUCGCGAGGAGGCAUAAUCUAGCUGGCUUUAGCUGCUCAGUCCCCUAGGGGCAAUAGUCUUCCCCCCCGUCCUUUAAAUUUACAUGUUGUACAAUUAUCUUUUAAGUGUCAGUGUCUAGAUUUCAAUGUAACAAUAAAGAAUAAAUAUUAGAUAGAUGUUUUCCUUUUUACUCUUUCAUUGUGGUCCAGUUAUCAAUCUGUGACAUACUGAAGGAUACAUUAGCCAGCAUGCACAUUAAUUUACUUCCCCACAAGCUGUAAUGUAAUCCAUUAAGUAAAUAUUUCUUUUAAAAAAGUUAUUUAGAAUGUGUAUUCAUGGUGAUAGGUUUUGAAGCCAUUCAAUAAAAAAACAAGUGAUUUU
Messenger RNA from Scleropages formosus (Asian bonytongue), 4201 nucleotides. RefSeq names its product kinesin family member 4 (gene kif4). The transcript is spliced from 31 exons. Gene Ontology annotation, molecular function: microtubule motor activity; ATP binding; microtubule binding. Gene Ontology annotation, cellular component: microtubule associated complex. The record is from RefSeq and is a predicted model, not a curated record. Bases 102 to 3857 code for a protein of 1251 amino acids. Gene Ontology annotation, biological process: spindle elongation; microtubule-based movement; mitotic spindle organization. NCBI's taxonomy places the organism in Eukaryota, Metazoa, Chordata, Actinopteri, Osteoglossiformes, Osteoglossidae.